Didymella exigua CBS 183.55 is the source of this 3300-nucleotide messenger RNA. RefSeq lists its product as uncharacterized. Bases 50 to 2896 code for a protein of 948 amino acids. The record is from RefSeq and is a predicted model, not a curated record. Gene Ontology annotation, molecular function: crossover junction DNA endonuclease activity; 5'-flap endonuclease activity. The transcript is spliced from 3 exons. Lineage: Eukaryota; Fungi; Ascomycota; Dothideomycetes; Pleosporales; Didymellaceae.
AAUCCGCAGCCGCAUCGAAGCAUUUAGCCAUUAGGGCGAUGGAGUCGUGAUGGGAAUUCACGGCAUCUACAAGGAGAUCGGCCCAGGACGGCGUGUAGCGCUCUCGAAGCUUGCCGUCGAGAAGUACGAGGAGACUGGCAGACCACUGCGCAUCGCUAUCGACACAUCGAUAUGGCUUUUCCAGAUCCAAGCUAGCAAAGGUGGCACCAACCCUGCCCUGCGAACCUUCUACUACCGCCUUCUGCGCCUCAUCGCCCUCGCCAUCCAUCCCAUCUUCGUCUUCGAUGGCCCUAACAAGCCGCCGUUUAAGCGUAACAAGCGCACGGGACCAAAUGUCGCCUCGAUACCCGCGUUCCUGGCCAAGCAGCUGCUGAAGCAGUUUGGAUACCCAAUACACUUUGCGCCUGGUGAAGCCGAGGCAGAGUGCGCCCUGCUGCAGCGAGAGGGCAUAGUGGACGCUGUGCUGAGCGAAGAUGUGGACACUCUCAUGUUUGGAAGCGGAAUCACAAUACGCAAUUGGUCACCAGAGAAGUCGGGCAAGACGCCAACACACGUCAACGUCUACGACGCCGUCGAAACGAAGAACGGACCCUCGGCCCUGGAUCGCGAGGGUAUGAUCUUGGUGGCGCUGAUGAGCGGCGGAGAUUACGUGCCUGAAGGGAUACCUGGGUGUGGACCAAAGACGGCUUGUGAGGCUGCAAAGGCUGGUUUUGGACGUGACCUGUGCAGCAUACCGCGCAACGACCCAGUGGCGCUGUCAGAAUGGAGCACGCGACUUCAGCACGAGUUGAAGACGAACGAGAGCAAGCAUUUCAAGCGCAAGCACGGUGCUCUGAAGAUACCUCAUGAUUUUCCUCGUCUCGACAUCCUUGGAUACUACACACAUCCUGCAGUUUCGACACAGACUGGCCUGGCCAAGCUACGACUGUCGAUCAAGUGGGAUCAGGAAAUCGAUUAUCCUGGUCUACGCGAAUUCACUGGAGAUGCAUUCGACUGGGUCAAGCUCGAAGGAGCGAAACACUUCAUACGUAGUCUUGCUCCAUCGCUUCUCAUCCGCGCCUUGCACACGCGAGCUACGCAGGCGGAUCGUCUGCCUGCCAGGAACACUCGAGCUGUUCAGGAGGACGAAGGACUGCUGGUGAAGGGCAUCCACGGUGAACGCCAGCACGCUGUCACUGACAAUAGCACCGAGCUACGCGUGAGUUUCACACCAAUCGAGCUGGUAAAGAUCAAUCUGGAAGACGAAGAACCCGACGACGAAUCUGAACUUCCACCCUCGUUGCAGCAAGGCGCCGGCGAGGACGAAGAUCUCCCUCUAGACUUAGAGGAUGAUGUAGAGGAUGGGCCCAAGAAGCGCGGUCCCACAAAGUUCGAUCCCUACAAAGCGGCCAGAGUAUGGGUUAUGGAGACUUUUGUCAAGGUCGGCGUGCCGCUGAAAGUGCAAGACUGGGAAGCCGAGCGACAGACAAAGCAGAAGCCUAGAAGGGCUGCGAGUCAAGACCCUGGCAAGGCUGCACCGAAGCCCAAGGCCACAGCAAGACGAACAAAAGCUGCACUAGAAGCCUCCCAGGCAGGCAUUCAGAGCUUUGCGAAAGUCACCAAACCCGGGUCAAGGCUGCUUCGAGCACCCUCGAAAGCACCGAACAAUAAUACGGAUCUAUCACCAGCCCGGCCGAAGGCUACGCUGGUCGACUUACUCUCCUCCUCGCCUGUGCGCCAGCAAAGCAAACCGCCCGCAAUAGCCUCACACCGAGAUAAGUCACUUUCUCCAGUAUUGGAGGACUUGCCAGCAAGCGUAACGAAGCGAAGACGACGAGCGCCUAUACAGCGCUCGAAGACACUUCCAGCUGAUUUGACUGCUGACAUCGAGCGCCCGUGUUCGCCGCCGUUACUGGAUACAAUCGAGAUAUUGGAUCUAGUCAGCUCCCCUGUGCAACCCUCCCCAUCACAAGCUCGCACUAAGAAGGCUAGGAUGCGGAUGACAAAGCCAAAACGUGGCGCAUCCGUGUCUGCUUCACCUGAAAAGGGAAGGCAGACCACGCUCGACACAUGGCGAGCUUCUCAAACACCGACGAAAUUACGACACACGACGAGCUUAUUCGACGACGCACCAAUACCCACACCAACGCAACUACGACGUUCUUCUGAUACCAUUGAUACCCUUGAUACCCUUGAUUUAACGCUCUCCUCACCUUUCAUAGCACCUUUCAUAGCAUCUUCACAACCAACACGAACACGCCCGCCACUGACCUCAUCAACGACUAACGCAUCAUGCUCCUCUUCUUCGUCGAGAUACUCGAGUAGUGAGAAGCAAACCACAAAGACAGCAGCUACGCGCCCACGACGCACCUCACCCCGUCUGAACAAGACCAAAGCUCCAACAUCAAAAAUAGACACCCUCGAUCUCACCCUCGAUCUCACCCUCGCUGAACCACAAACCAUGCAUAGCGCAGCACCUAAGACCAAAAACUCCACAGCUGUUGCAACUGCCUCGCCCGAAAUUGACAGUCUCGACCUCACCUCCCCGCACCCGCACCCCACUAUCUCCACAUCCCCAGACCUCGACUCCCUCGACCUGACAGGCCCUUCUUCACCAAUCCCUCCAGUUCGACAGUCACCAACACCUGUCAAGUCUCCCUUGCUACGCCGCUCGCCGCGGGCACACACUGAGCUCUCGCCAGAACCGCAACGGACGUCGCCUCCGGCGGCGUGGAAGGCGAAGGAGAAGAAGAAGAGGAGGCAGAUUAUGCUUAGGAAGAGUCUGGCGGGCGCGUGGGCGUAUGUGGAUGCUGAAAGUCCGGGGAAGGAUGGGGAGAAGGAUAAUGGUGUCGUGCUGAAGGGUAAGGAGAGGAGGAGGUGGAGGGAGAGCGAGGUCGAGGUUUUGGAUCUGAGCUGAGGAGUUAAUUUGAGGCGUACAUGGAGUUGAGACAGUGUAUGGGUUGCAUUUGGGUCUAGGGGUUGACCUGGGCUCAAGAUCAAUAUCCCCUUUCAACGAUUGUCUCGUCUUCACACUGUUACUUGCGAGUUCUGUGGCACGAGAUAUUCGCAUAACGUAACGGGGUAUUGAAGCGCUGGAUUCAUGUCAGCCAAUGUCCAGGUGUCCCAGAUAUGUACUCCUCCUGCCCUUUUUAUGUUUCCUGACAGCGUCUUACAUUUCGAUUGAAGUUGUCCUUGCGCUUAUACACUUUGCCUCUGAUCGUGCAGUGCGCAUUGGAGCACACAAACUUCGCUCCCGGCUGCGAGUAGACGGUGGUCUAAUGACGAUAUAGGUCUACGCGAAGGUUGAAGGCCGAGUCACAG